ACAUAGUCUCUAUAAUCUAUGAUUGAACCGCUUAUAAACUUAUUCGCGUCUUCCGUUUACUAAUCUUUAUUGUUAUUUAUUUGUUAUUGUUUAUUCUCCUAUGUUUUUUUUAGGAAUAACUAUGAAAUUAAUUAAUUAAUAUAGCGCAUAAAAUAUUGUGUUAUUUACUAAAUAUCACCAGUUUCGCAUUGAGAUAUUUAGCUUUUUAUAAAGGGUAUUUCUAAAUGGAACAGAACUUCAGAUGGACGUGGAUUCAAGCUGUCCAUAUACAAUAAUUAUUGAGACAACUGUCAAAGGAAUAUGGAAAGGAGCUGUGAACAAUCUACAGUAAUGUAAAAAGAAGUCCUGCACAAGAAGUCUAAAACAUGGAUGAUGUAAAACCACAAAGUGAAUUAAUGGUACCAAAACCACCGAACGUACCACAAGAGACAAACGAAGAGGUAGUCGGAGAAAUUCUCGGAGUGGACGAUGUGACUAGUCGCCUCAUUGAACCAGAUUCAGCCAGCGAAGGUAACAGUGAUUACUAUGAAGACGACGAGGACUUUGGACCGCACUAUAUGACAUUGUGUGAAGCUGCACAAAUAGUCCGCUUGGAGAUACUGUAUGAAGAUGAUCAAUCUGAUAAUGAAGGUGCAGAAAAUGAAGCAGACCCUGAUCAGAUCGGUGCAGACAAAACAGAGAAUGCUACAAAACAAGAAGAAUUCGCCUGGACAGAUGAUUUCAGUACGUUUACUUCUAAAAAGGAGUUGUACGAACGAUCUCCCGGGCCUACUGCGUAUUCACAAGAUCCAGCCGAACUCUUCACUUUUAUAUGGGAUGAGGCGAUUAUUACAUCUAUUGUCGAGGAAACUAACAUGUAUGCGUGGCAAAUUAUCGAUACGUACGCAGAAAUAGGGAAAAUUCCAAAAUAUUUAGAGAGCUGGGAAGACACUACAGUUUCUGAGAUGUAUAGAUUCUUCACCAUUCUCUGCCUCAUGGGAGUAGCUUACAGACCCGAUAUGAAAAGAUAUUGGUGUACAAAAGGCUUUGGAAUGCCAUACAUACAGACGAUCAUGUCCCAGGAUAGGUUCAACCAGUUGCUGAAAUGUCUUCACUUCACAGACAACUACAUACUCUCGCCGUCUUUAAAGGGCAACGCCCGUAAAGUGGCCAAGUUUGAGCCCAUUCUCCAACAUUGUAAUGAGAAAUUUUCGUCCCUUUACGUGCCCAGGCAGGCAUUGAAGCUGGAGGAAUCCUUGCUUUUGUGGGACGGCCAAAUAAAAGAUGAUCCAGACAUCUGUAUAAAAUGUUUGGAGCUGCGAGAGGCAAAGACUGGAUAUCUCCUCAAAUACUUAUUCCAGCCGUACGAAAGUACGAACGAACCCCGAGGCUUCGGCGACGAGACUGCUAACGUGCUCAAGCUUAUGGAGGACUAUUUAGAUGUGGGACAUAUGUUGCUUGUUGACAACUGGUAUGAUCAGUUGUCGCUGUCCAGAUAUUUAAAAACGCGGUCUACAGACGUCGUUGGACAAAUUAAGAAGUAUCGCUCAAAGCUACCGCCAGACGUGAAGAAUGCGAGUAAACGACGUCUACGCGACACGCCAGGGAAUUGCAUUCAUAAACAUUGUGGCGACAUAUCAUUGACCACUUGGAAUUACUCUAGCGUGGUUACAUCAAUCACAUCUACAUAUCACGGAAACGAGUUUCACGACGGACGCCCAGCAGCUUUCCACACGUACUUGAAGUAUACGGCGGAUACGGGGACACAGGACCAAAUAUUAUCGACAUACUUGUUCGCAAAGAAAAGAUCUCAGAAAUGGUACUUCAGAGCUCUAAGGAGUCUCAUUUACACGAGCGUUUUAAAUGGAUAUAUUAUCUAUAGUCAUAACCCUAUUACGAAGCAUUAUUUGCCACAAACUGAUUACUUCUUGAAGGUUUGCAAGGGCUUACUGCUGAGGUAUCCUAGACCAAAGAUACCACCACUGGUCCCCGAAUCGGUCUGGUUCGACCCAAAACAUCAUAUGCCAAGAUUACCUGAUGAGGAUUCAAUAGAGAGAAGAUGCGCACAGUGCUUCAUCAUGCAGCCAAAUACAGAACUUUUAUAUAUGUGUAACAGAUGUAAAGUAUUUUUGUGUGUUGACAAUUGUUGGAGAAAUUAUCACUCUGUUGACAACGUGGUAGCGCAGCGGCGCAUGGUAUGUCCAUAAUUAUAUAUAUCUAAGUUGUAAAAAAAAAAUAACUUUAUAGGUUUAUAUGUUCAUGUUCUCUCAAGUACAAAAUAAGAAUUAAUAAAAAUUGUUUUUGUCUAUAAAAA
This is a messenger RNA of Galleria mellonella (greater wax moth), 2293 nucleotides long. RefSeq names its product piggyBac transposable element-derived protein 4-like. The transcript is spliced from 4 exons. The record is from RefSeq and is a predicted model, not a curated record. NCBI's taxonomy places the organism in Eukaryota, Metazoa, Arthropoda, Insecta, Lepidoptera, Pyralidae. Bases 366 to 2186 code for a protein of 606 amino acids.